ACCAUAUACUAACAUUAAGUUAUGAACCGAAGUGCAGUAUUUGCAGGUACAAGCGAAGCACAGCCUGUCACUUUGCGCGGUGCGUAUGCAUCGCAUCCCUUCUACUCUUUAAAUCUUACAAAUCUUCUUCUUUAUUCUAAACAAAUCGACUGGUUCGAAAAUGAAGUCUCAAAGUAUUCAACUCAUUAUCCUCUUCGUCGCCUUGUGUGCCCUGAGUGUACAUGCAGCUGAUAAAAACAAGCAACCCCCACGCUUGACCGAACAAGAAAAGAGACGUUUAGGAAAUCGAGAAAAUUGGGAGAAAGACCAGUGGGGUAAAGAUGGUUACAAUGUACGUACUUCUUCACCAAAAGGUAAUCAUCAAAUCAAAGGUGGUGAUCAUGAUGCUGGAAGCGCUUAUGGUUCGGGUUACAAUAGUGGUCAAGGUAGCGUUGGUGGCAGCAGUGGUAGUCAUGCGGACUCUUCCUCUGGCAGUAAGAGAAGUUUUAGCUUUUUCAGCCGUAACAAGAAUUAAGAGUAUCAGGAUCACAAUGUAGCUUCCUCAGAGAUAUUGCUGGUCAAUAAUCUCUCUCAGCUUGCUGCGUCCAGGCGAUAUUCAAGCUACUCAAAUUUUCUUUGCAAUUUUUUAUUUCUGCUUUUCAAGUCUCAGAAAAAAUCUUUAAAAUUCCAAAACAAAGUGAAGAAAAAAAGAUAUCUAUGUUCUAAUUCCUUUUAUCUCCUCUAUCCUUACUUAUCUUGUAUCUAUCUCGCUACCUCAUGACUUUUAAUCCGAUUCUGAACCCCAAACGACUGGU
Meira miltonrushii is the source of this 794-nucleotide messenger RNA. RefSeq lists its product as uncharacterized. The transcript is spliced from 2 exons. Lineage: Eukaryota; Fungi; Basidiomycota; Exobasidiomycetes; Exobasidiales; Brachybasidiaceae. The coding region runs from base 161 to 514 and encodes 117 amino acids. The record is from RefSeq and is a predicted model, not a curated record.